AUGCAGGGAGCAAAACCAGUGGGAUGCAUUGCCUAUCCAGCACUUCAAAUAAUGGUCGGCAUCCUCACGAUUGCUGUCAUUCUAAUGAUUGUGUGUGAAGAGACACCUGCACAGCAAUCACCAUCUUCUCUCUACAACGCCCUGAAGGACCUUGGCAAUUUUGUGAAGAACCUAAGCAGGAUAGAAGCAGGAGUAAGAAGCGCUUGGGUGCGAGACUUCUACUCAAGACAAGCAUUAGAAAGAAUUACGAAUUUGCGAUCCGCGUGGAAUGCUUCCAAUUUUUUCGUACUUUACGAUGUCAUCGUUCCCGAAGUGCAAUGUCCUAACCUGGUCAGAGUUGGAUCAGUGGUGGAUGGCGGCAAAUACGUAUGUAAUCCGCAAGCUAUCGAUACUACAAUGUGCAGAAUAUAUUCGCUUGGGCUUGAUGAUGAAAUAUCGUUUGAUGUGCAGAUACAGAACAUAACAGGCAAUACCUGCAAGAUCUAUGGAUAUGAUCAGCAAGAGCAAUCAAAAGGAACAAAGGAUGCAUAUUCACGUAUGAAUGGAAAACUUAAAGCAGUCCUUAUCAGCAACGAAAAAGGAAAUAGAAUUCAAGAUUUCUUUGACGAGAAUGGAGAUAAAUUCACUGAUAUUUUGAAAAUUGACAUAGAAGGUGCUGAACACAACGUAUUGAUACCGUUCCUUUCUAAUAAAAAGUACAAAGUUUGUCAGAUAUUGAUUGAGAUACACGGUCAGGCCGAUGCGCAACUUCACCUUCUUGUUUUAAUAGCUAAGCAAGGAUAUGCACUUUUUUCUUACGAAAUUAACGGUGGCGCGAUGAGUGCAUGCGAAUACGGCUUUAUUCAUAUGUCUUGCCUGAAGCAAUAUGAAGCUGUUGAACUAAAAAGAUAUCUCCCAUCGGUUAAGUAACUUCUAAUACAGUGAAGAGAUAAAGAUUGUGCGAU
Messenger RNA from Cylicocyclus nassatus, 944 nucleotides. The record is from the annotation of a GenBank genome assembly. NCBI's taxonomy places the organism in Eukaryota, Metazoa, Nematoda, Chromadorea, Rhabditida, Strongylidae.